Messenger RNA from Zychaea mexicana, 2075 nucleotides. RefSeq lists its product as uncharacterized. Gene Ontology annotation, cellular component: nucleus. Bases 154 to 1662 code for a protein of 502 amino acids. The transcript is spliced from 2 exons. Lineage: Eukaryota; Fungi; Mucoromycota; Mucoromycetes; Mucorales; Lichtheimiaceae. Gene Ontology annotation, molecular function: RNA polymerase II transcription regulatory region sequence-specific DNA binding; DNA-binding transcription factor activity, RNA polymerase II-specific. Gene Ontology annotation, biological process: regulation of transcription by RNA polymerase II; neuron differentiation. The record is from RefSeq and is a predicted model, not a curated record.
UCACUUCACUUCUCUUCACUUUUAGCAACUCACGCACUUCCUUUCUUUUCCUCUUUUUCUUGUGCCGGCUCACACUUUCUCUCUUCUUCUUCCAAUCCAACCCAAAACCACACACACUCUUUUCUACCUUUACAUAAACAACCACUAGCAAUAAUGCUCAACAAGUACAGACACCGAACCAAUUCCGGCGCAGUCCCUUCCUGCCCGACCAUGUUCCCUCCGGCUGUCAUGGCACCACCAACAGCACCCACUCGAAAACGCACCCAUCUGAAGCCAAGCCAAGUCGCCGUGCUCCAGGAGUCCUUUGUCACCAACCCACUUCCGGAGGCCCCCAUGCGCAGCCGGCUGGCCCGGGAACUUGGUGUCACCGAGCGCACCAUUCAAAUCUGGUUCCAAAACCGCCGUGCCAAAGCUCGUAAAUUGGAUGCCAUCUCCAGUAACUGCCCCGGCGGCUCUGGUAAAAUCCCCUCGCUCAUGCCAAAUGUCAGAACCGGCUGGAUUGAGCCACCUCAACGUAGCAACACGCCCCAACGAUACCAAGCCACAUUUCGUACAAUGAUGACUCCUGAACGGUUUGAAGAAAUGCAACAACAACAACAGCAACAACAGCAACAGCAACAGCAACAGCAACAACAGCAGCAGCAACAUCUAGAACACCAGCAACAGGACAACAAUAACAACGCGUCUUGGCCGCAACAGCAACAACAGCAACGCAAACGUCCCCGUUCGUACUCCAAGCCUGAAACAGCCUGUGUGCAGUUGUUGCAAGAGGAAGAAAAUGAUGCGAUUCCUCGUGCCAUGUCGGAAGGCACGGAUCGGAUAAUACCUAAACAAGGACCGAACGCUGAAAUCAAUUUUCCAGUGGCAGCCUUGCGCGUCGGCAGCUGGGCAAGAUUUGCAGGCAUGCGCGAUCAGCAAUGGGAUCUCGUGUGUUACGCACACCAACGCCAGUUGAUCUGGCAUAUCCAAGAUGACGGCCACCAGUUCCGCAUUCAAAUCGACUUUAGCGCUAUCCGCCAGCUGGUGCUCACGUCUGAAGUGCAGGAAGACAUGACCAUGGCCGACCAGCUUCAGAUUCAUCUGGACCAUGCUGGCGACUUGACCUUCUCCAUGUGGCGAGCCGGUAUUGACCACGACUGGAUCCGUUGCGGCGACUUUUCCGAAAACAAGCAGGCCACCUACCAGGCUGUCCAUGUGUUGCAGGGCAACUAUGACAUGCUUCGCCAAGCGCUCCUGCAGAUGUUCAGCCAAUCGCCUGACAUGUUCUCAAAGUGUACGAUGGCCAUGCCCGAGGUGCCACCGCUCGACUUGUGUCGCGAUUUCACCUUAUCGCCCUCGGCUACCCCUGAACCAGCCAUGACAACAGCAGCUGUUGCUGCUUAUGCUGCAGUCGCAAAUACUUCCGCCGCCGCCGCCACCACCAACAGCGCUGUCGCACCCAAUUGGAUGCUUCAGGAGGCUGCCGCUGCUCCUCCUCCUUGUUCUUCUUCUACCUCCUCGUAUCUCCCCAAGUCGAUUGAUGAAAAUGCUUGGCUGCAUCAGCAGCAUCAGCAGCAGCCCUGGGACAACUCUUGGCACAUGCUUCAACAGCAGCAGCAAUCACAACAGCAUCAUCAUCAUCAUCAAUCAUUUGCUCCGUCCAUGGAGGUCAAUUUUUUGUGAUAAAGCAUCGCAACGUUCACACAUAGUACACACACGCACACAUCUUUCAUUGUCUUUGCCUGGUGCAAAUUCGUCUUUUUUCUUUUUCUUUUUUGUGAUUUACCGUGUCCAUAUUUCCUCCCGUAGCGUAUACAUAUCCUUUUUGAGACAUCUUCUUAUAACCAACGCCUUUUUUCUUUCUCUUUACAUAUCGUACAUAUCACUUUUCUUUCUCCUUUCCCCCUUCUUCUUUUACCCAACCAUCCGGUCGUUUGUGUGUAUCGCAAAUGUACAUACCGCAUACAGCAGCAGCAUUUCAGCAACAGAAGAAAAACGGUUUCAUAUUUUAGCAUUAUUUAUUAUCUCCCCCCUUUCAUUACAUUGAGGAAAAAUAAAAAUUAUUGAUCAUGCAAAUCUCACUUACUCCUAAUCAU